This is a messenger RNA of Nilaparvata lugens (brown planthopper), 5934 nucleotides long. RefSeq names its product sodium-dependent noradrenaline transporter. The transcript is spliced from 14 exons. Gene Ontology annotation, biological process: dopamine uptake involved in synaptic transmission; sodium ion transmembrane transport. NCBI's taxonomy places the organism in Eukaryota, Metazoa, Arthropoda, Insecta, Hemiptera, Delphacidae. The coding region runs from base 236 to 2278 and encodes 680 amino acids. Gene Ontology annotation, molecular function: dopamine:sodium symporter activity. Gene Ontology annotation, cellular component: neuron projection; neuronal cell body membrane; presynaptic membrane. The record is from RefSeq and is a predicted model, not a curated record.
UCAAUUAAUUGACGAUAGAUCUGUCAAAAUGAAUUAUUGCAUUUCCUUGAUAAAAAAUUAAAUUAACCUAUGUGAACUACUUUGUUAUCGAAACUAUGUUUAGAGAACGUCAGUUCAUGAAGUAUGUUUGUUGAUCUGUUCUUGAAGCAUUCAGUCAUUUAGCGAAUCUGUAGAUGCAUAUUGAAGGCGUGAGGAGACGUGAGUGAGGCGAGGAGGCGUGAGGAGGGGAGCUGUGAUGGAGGAGGAACGCGUGAGUACGGAGACAACCGUCAUCACUGUCAAGAGCGCAGUUCCUCACCACAACUUGGACGACGGCUAUGCCUCUUCGGCCAGUUCACCACACAGCACCGGCCUGGUGUCAUCACAGUCGCAGCUUUGUGGCAAGAAGAGGACGCGGGGAAGCCAGAGGAGUGCAGGAGGGAAGCAGUCGCCCAAAUCGCAGCAUUCAACUUCCAGCGAUGACAGUGACAACGUCGUUAAUAGAGAAGUGGAGGUGCGACUAGUGCAGUUGGGCUUGGGAGGGGGUGGGGGCGGCAAAGCGGGGGGAUACGAGGUGGUGCUGUCCAAUGUGGACGGGGUGGGUGGGGCGGAGGGUGGUGAUGGCAGGGAGACAUGGACCAGCAAUGCUGACUUUUUGCUCUCCAUCAUCGGAUUCGCUGUCGACCUGGCCAACGUUUGGCGAUUUCCCUACCUCUGCUAUCGCAACGGAGGAGGUGCAUUCCUGGUGCCCUAUCUUCUAAUGCUUGUGUUCGGAGCCGUGCCUCUGUUCUACAUGGAGCUCAUUCUGGGCCAGUAUAACCGACAGGGUCCUGUCAGUGUGUGGAGGAUAUGUCCCCUCUUCAAAGGCGUGGGCCUGUGCGCGGUGCUUGUUGCGUUCUACGUGUCGUUUUACUACAACGUGAUCAUCAGCUGGUCGCUGUACUUCCUAAUGGCGUCGAUGACCAGCAACCUACCCUGGCUGCAUUGCAAUAACACGUGGAACACCCCCCUCUGCACUGACUCUGUCGUCAACGCCUCCCUACUCAGUCACUCGCCCGCCUCCGAGUACUUCCAUCGCGGUGUCCUAGAGAUGCAGCGCUCGCCUGGACUACACGAGAUGGGUUUCCCCAAGUGGCAGCUGGUCCUGUGCCUGGCCACUGUCUACUCUAUGCUCUACCUAUCGUUGUUCAAAGGCGUCAAGUCUUCGGGCAAAGUGGUGUGGAUCACAGCCACCAUGCCCUAUGUCGUGCUCUCCAUUCUGCUAGUGCGAGGUCUGUCGUUGCCCGGCGCGCUGUCCGGCAUCCAGUACUACUUGCAGCCCGAUUUGUCCAAGCUCAAGGAGACGCAAGUGUGGGUGGAUGCAGCAGUUCAGAUUUUCUACAGUGUGGGAGCUGGGUUCGGAGUACACCUGUCCUAUGCUUCCUACAAUAGUUUCAACAAUAACUGCUACCGUGACUGCAUUGUGACAGCUUGUGUCAACUCGUUUACGUCGUUCUUUUCUGGCUUUGUCAUUUUCACCUACCUUGGAUUCAUGUCUCACAAGCAGGGUGUACACAUAAAGGAUGUGGCUACUGAAGGUCCUGGCCUGGUGUUUCAGGUCUACCCUGAAGCAGUGGCUACAUUGCCAGGCUCACAGUUGUGGUCAAUACUCUUCUUCUUCAUGCUCAUCAUGCUUGGACUUGACAGUGGGAUGGGUGGUCUGGAGUGUGUGAUCACUGGCCUGAUGGAUGAGUUGAGACCAUUCCUGCGAGGCUUCCGUUACCCAAGAGAGGUGUUCACCCUCUGCGUUGUCUUCCUUUCCUUCUCUGUUGCAACUAUUAACGUCACUCCGGGUGGCAUCUACUCGUUCCACCUGCUGGACACGUACGCGGCGGGCAUCUCGCUGCUGUGCUCGGCCCUGUUCGAGGCGGUCGCCGUGUCCUGGUUCUACGGCCUCGAGCGAUUCUCCAACGACGUCGAGGCUAUGAUUGGCCAGCGGCCAGGCCUCUACUGGCGCAUCUGCUGGAAGUUCAUCAGCCCUGCAUUCAUCAUUGGCGUGGUGAUGUUUGGCCUGCUGUACCACGAGCCUCUGUCCUACAACGAGUACAGCUACCCGGGCUGGGCUGAGUGGGUGGGGUGGUCGCUCGCCCUCUCCUCCAUACUCAUGAUUCCGGCGGCAGCCAUCUUCCAAAUUGCCACCACACCUGGAUCUCUCUCAGAGAGAAUAGCGAUCUCUAUUUCACCGGUUGAAGAAAGAGAAAUGAUUACAAGAACCAAAGAUGUGAGCAGGUUCAAAGCAAAACAUUGGCUCUAUGUCUAAGAUGCAGAUUGCCGAGAAAAAAAUGGGACCAUGAUUUUAUAGUCAAGGAUGACAAACAGUAUAAUAAUGACAUAUUCAAUGCAAUUUAUUCUAUUAUUGUACAGUGGGCUAUCAGACCAGCUCUAAUAAAUGGAUUGAGAGGAAGUUUAACUAUUGAAGCCUCCUAAAACGUAUCAGCAACUAUAUAUAUUAUUCGUCAAAAAUAUGAUUGUCAGUAUCAUAUUACUUCGAGAUUGUAAUAGAUGAAAAGGUGAGUAUUAUGAUGAUAGAUUAACUGGAAAAUAUGGUAAUGGGCUAGUAUUGUUAACAUAUUUGUCGCUUGCAUUGUAAUGUGAACCAUGUAAGGUUUCAAAAGAAUGAAGUUAAUUCAUUGCUAUAUUUUCAAUAAAGAUGCCCAAGAGCUAUUGUAUAAUUGUUGUGAGAUAGUAAGUAAGUCUAGAAAAGAUAUGGCUAUUGAAUGAAAUUAUUUCAUUGAUAUUUUGAACAAGUUUUAUACAAAUUGGUAAAAAGUACCAGAAUCCAAACUUGUUAUGAAUGCAUUCAUGAUUUCAAAAACGAUGCUAUACAUCCUGAAAAGCAAUGUUUUAUUUAGAAGUAACACUCUCCAAAGUUCCAUUUAGUAGCCUGCUACUAUUAAUAAUAAUUUUUGUUCGCUCUUACAUGAAUGACAUGUAAGUUACUAUCAAUUUAUGUUUGCUCUUACUUGAAUUAAAUGUAAGUUUAUGGUAUUCAUUGCUUGUAUUUUUCCAAAGGAGGUAACAUACUAUUAAGUAUUUGAUAUUUCAUGAAAAGACAUCCGAAUACUGAAUUUAUAUUAUUUUAUCAAUAAGUAAUGCAUAUAUCGCUUAAAAUAAUUGAAUAAGAAGAUAGUUUUCAAUUUUAAUCUGAUAGGCUCAUAGUUACACCUCUCACACACUAUUGUAUCAUAAUUACAUACUAUAUAAGUAAAACUAUAUUCCUUCUCAUAUUGGAACUGACAUAAUAUUGUCAAAUACAUUUUUAAGCUGACCUUGAAGUUACCUUUCAUUGGUUGAAAAUUAAUACUUUUAAUUUGCUUAGGUAGAGUACCUUUUAGUAUAGUAUAAUAAUUAUUAUAUUAGUUAUGCAAUUUUCAUGGUUAACGCAUGAAUAAGCUGGUUCGAAAUGCCGAAAUUAUGGCUGAAAUAUAAUGUAAAUAAUGGAUUUCGUAGAUGAUAAGUUUUUAUAUGAAAUUAGAUGAAUUCCAUAAGUUAUAUAAUACAUAUGAUAAUGAGUAAAUAAUAUUCAAUAGCCUACAACAUAAAGUCUCUGCUUCAUUUAUUUUUGAAAUAAUCCACUUGUGUCUAAUUCCUUGUGAUCAAUUUAUUAUCAAUAUUUUACCCAUGUCUCUACUGAUCAACUUACUCAAUUUUUUAUGUAAUAAUUUUCAAUAAUUGAAUCGAAAAAUGAUUUUGGUGUAACCUAUUUAAUUGAAAGAAAAUUAAUAUGCUCAAAUACUUUACACCUUACAUCAAUGUUAAUCAUUAUCCCCCAUUAUAAUAUUUUACAUGCAGGUCCAAUUCAUUAUGUCGUACUUAAUAUUUUUGUUGUUUGAAGCUUUAUGUGUGAAAUGGUUUUUUCUGACCAAUGCAACUCAUACGCUUAUUAUUUCUUUCGAAAGAUUUUUUAAUUUUUAUAAUAAUAUGGAAUAACGUUAUACAUUUUAUUGUUAAAUAAGAUUAGAUUAUAAUAGUAGGAUAGUUCCAAACCAUGAUUAAAUGGUGUAUUUUCUAGGAAUAAUAUCGAUUUGUGAAAUCAUAAUAUUUCAAUAUUAUCUAGUCAAAUAUAAGCAAGCAAAACAAUUAUUCAAGAGUUAAUUAUUAUUGAAGUGUGAAGAUCAUAAUGUGAGUGGAUAUUUUGUUAAUUUGGGUGAGUUGAUGAACAUUGAAAGGAAUGCCCUCUCAGAUGUGUUCUUCACGAUGAUUUGGUUUAUACAUUCUAGUAUAAAAAGUAAUUUUAUACUGUUUUAGACUAGCAGUAUCAUCAGCUAAUGUACAUGUUAAUGCAUUGUGGUGAAUUUCUAAUAUAAACUUUUGCUGUACGUCUUAUAGCCACAAUACAAUCAUUAAUUCUUGCCAAAAAAUAAAUGAUUUAGAGUUGCAUAGCCUGUCAUAGUCGCAACAAUAACACAACAGUAGGAUGUUCAUUCUAUAUAGAUUAAAAUACUCGUGAUUAAUUAAACGAAGCGUACAUUACUCAAAAAACGUAGUCUAAUUGUAAGAGAUAUACGCAUUGAUAUGCAACAAAAAUAAUUAUAAAAAAGCUAGGAGGGUAAUUUGUAAAUUGAAAAUAUGAAUUUGUAAGUUGAACGGUACCCUCCUAUUACAAUUUUUUGGUUUGGUGACUCAUACUCAAAAUAAAUAUUGUUAUAAAAUUCGUUGAUGGUCUCUGGACAAUAAUGAAAAUUAAGGUUGGUACAUUCGAUCAAAGUUGGUGGUAUAUUGUCUUUUAAAUUUAAUAGUUAUAACUCUGGUAACUUUCAAGCUAUUGUAAUAGAGAUUGUAUUAUACAAUACUGCAUUGGAUCCGUUCCACAAUGGUGUUAGAUCUAACAACUAAGCUACAAUAUUGAACAAUCUACACCGGGAUCUGCAUAACUUUGUUAGGACAAUACCAUUGUCACUCCGAGUAAGAAUUCAAUAAGUAAAACAAACACCAAACCAAGAAACUAGAAAUGAGGGAGUUUUACCGUUAUAUAACCAAAAUUGAAGUGUUAAGAUGUUGAGAGAUAUAAAAUAAAUAUUGUUAUUAGUCAGACUUUCUAUGAAAAGUAUGGAUUUGUAUACUGUAAAAAGUAAGCCUAAUCAUUAUAGUAGCUUCUCGCACUAUUCUCCAAGAUGAGAUUGUUUCAAUAAAUUCAAAUGAAGCAAGUAAUUAUUUCUUCUACUUAGACAUUGACAAAAUGUGGUGAAAUUACCAAAAUUCAUUUGAAAAAUCAAUAUCUUAUAAUCUUAAUCAAAUGAACUUUCAUUAACAUUUUUGGAUGAGGUUGAGAUUUAUGGCUAAAAAUUCCUAUUUGGUUUCAUAAAUUAAUUUUGUCAUGAUAGAUAAAAAUUAUGAUAGGUUAUAUGUAAUGAACAUUGGAGCUCUUACGGACAAAAAUAUACAAUUUACAUUUUUCUGAAUUGUCAAUCACAUUCAGGGUAAUUCAUAGGAAACUAAGAGAGUGUUUAUUGUAAGGUGUUCCUCCAAGAUUGAUAUUCUCGUAUCACCAGCUUCCAUAACAUGCGCUGUUAUCAUUUGCGUGAAUUUCUUAAAACUGGCAAAAAUUAUUAAUUGUUCAAACUAAAUUUCAAUAUUAUUCAGUAUCUAAGAAAUUGAAACACUCUUGACUUGUAGAAAAUACGUAUAUUUUUGUAUUUACUCACUUGUUGAAUUGGCGGAUCCACUAUUUAUGUUACAGUGUAAAUAAAUAAUAAUUAUUGUUCAAGCUCAUAAUCAUUAUUGUUCAGCAGGCUGAACUGUUACAUUGCCUAACACGGGUUUCAAUUGAAAAAUUGAAUUAUAUUUGAUAUUAUAUAAAAAUACUAUCUAUAUUCAUUAUAAUCAAUAUAGUGAUAAAUUGUGUGUUCUAGUAAAUUUGUAUUGUAACAUAUACAAUUGUAGAGAUGAAUAAAAUACUACAAACUGUUAACAAAA